Phragmites australis (common reed) is the source of this 1230-nucleotide messenger RNA. RefSeq lists its product as uncharacterized. The record is from RefSeq and is a predicted model, not a curated record. Gene Ontology annotation, biological process: nuclear polyadenylation-dependent rRNA catabolic process; nuclear mRNA surveillance; exonucleolytic trimming to generate mature 3'-end of 5.8S rRNA from tricistronic rRNA transcript (SSU-rRNA, 5.8S rRNA, LSU-rRNA). Lineage: Eukaryota; Viridiplantae; Streptophyta; Magnoliopsida; Poales; Poaceae. The transcript is spliced from 8 exons. Bases 207 to 1061 code for a protein of 284 amino acids. Gene Ontology annotation, cellular component: cytoplasmic exosome (RNase complex); nuclear exosome (RNase complex).
AAAACUUUCGCUACAUUUGUAAAGGCAGGCUCGCUCAAAGCUCAAGCUUGAGUCACAGCCGCCGCCGCCACCUCGCCUGUCCAGCGCCGGCUCGCCGUCUAGGAGCCACCUCGCCCGGCCGCCGUCCAGGUGCCCGCCGUUCAACGCGCCGGCGAGGACUCCGCCGCGCCUUCUCAUCGCCGUCCAGGGCUAGAAAACAGAGGACGAUGGUAGGGCUCUCGGAAGGGGAGAAGCAUUUCAUCCGCGGCGGCAUUGCGCAGGACAUUCGUACCGAUGGCCGUAGGCGGCUGCAGUUCCGGGCCCUCUCCGUCGAGACCGGAGUCAUCCCACAGGCGAAUGGUUCGGCGCGUGUCAGAUUGGGGGCCACUGAAAUCAUCGCUAGUGUCAAGGCUGAAUUGGGGAAACCAAGUAUUCUUCACCCUGACAAAGGAAAAGUUUCCAUUUUUGUUGACUGUAGUCCAACUGCUGAGCCUAUGUUUGAGGGUAGGGGAUCUGAAGAAUUGUCUGCUGAGCUAUCUGUUGCCCUGCAAAGAUGCUUGCUAGGUGGUAAAAGUGGUGCAGGCGCUGCAAUUGAUCUGUCAUCCCUAAUUGUUGUUGAGGGAAAGGUCUGCUGGGAUCUGUACAUUGAUGGACUUGUUGUCAGUUCAGACGGUAAUUUGCUCGACACACUAGCUGCUGCAAUAAAGGUUGCUUUGAGUGAUACAGGUAUUCCAAAAGUUAAUGUUUCUCUUAGUGCUGCAUCUAAUGAGGAACCUGAGGUUGAUGUAAGUGAUGAGGAAUUUCUGCAAUUCGACACCUCCAGUGUGCCUGUUAUUGUUACACUAACCAAGGUGGGUCGGCAAUACAUUGUUGAUGCUACCUCAGAGGAAGAAUCCCAGAUGAGUUCUGCGGUGUCAGUAUCGGUUAAUCGGCACGGUCACAUAUGUGGGGUAACCAAGAGGGGAGGUACAGGGCUGGAUCCAAGCGUCAUAUUUGAUAUGAUAUCUGUCGCCAAGCAUGUAAGCCAGCAGUUCAUCUCUCACUUGGAUUCAGAGAUAGCAGCUGCUGAAGCCGCUGAAUGAGGAAAGAAAAUAGCAGAGAAGUUCUUAUUACUAACUGCCCCUACGCUCGCAAAUGCAUGUAUUUUUACAAUCUUGUGAAGUGUUCAAUCUUACUGUAGCAUGUUGCCGUGGGUAAGGAAUAUCAACUGAUUUGCAAAGUUUUGGUGUUAUGGAGAAUGUCAUGUGGAUA